Messenger RNA from Postia placenta MAD-698-R-SB12, 1491 nucleotides. RefSeq lists its product as hypothetical. The coding region runs from base 1 to 1491 and encodes 496 amino acids. NCBI's taxonomy places the organism in Eukaryota, Fungi, Basidiomycota, Agaricomycetes, Polyporales, Adustoporiaceae. The transcript has 3 exons. The record is from RefSeq and is a predicted model, not a curated record.
AUGGUUGUGGUUCCAGACUUACAGACGCAGAUCCUUCUGUCAAAGAUACUGAAAGAGGCACCUCUCCGCAGAUACUGGGAGCAACUACUGCAUGGCAUGCCGGGGCUCUGGUGCACGGGCUUCAGCAACUACACUCCGCAGGUGCAGGCCACGAUGCAUCUGCAGCGGGCGCAGAACCUGCCUCUGUCGCUUGUGCGCGCUUGCAUGGCGCGCAUCCGGGUGCUCUAUCUCAACGUCGACUUCCCGUCCGGUCUGCACACGCUGGUAGGCCUCCCCGCCUCCCGGCUUGAAGUCCUCCUGCUUCACUCGGAUGCGCCGUCGCAUCUGGGCUACGAGCCGAGCACGAUGACGCUCUGCAACGGGGAUUUCCCGCAGCUGCGCUACCUUUCGAUAAUGCAAUGCCCGAUCCGUCCUGCCGCCGCAUUCCCUGCACUAACGCACCUACACUUGGCCCACCAGUGCAUGGGCCCGCUCCCGGAGCUGCUGCAGUUCCUCGCAGGCGCCCCGCGGCUCGUCCAGCUGACCCUGUCCUUCCUCCGCGUUUCAUCUCCCGCCGCGAAAAUCGACGCUCCAGAAGACGCCACGCCACGCAAGGUCUACCUAGACCACCUGCGGGGCCUCUGUCUCACGGAAAUCGCACCGGAUAUCGUCCUGCUCCUCCUCGCGCACCUCGUCAUCCCCGCAAGUCCCGUCGCGAUCCAGCUCGCGCACAUCCGCAAAGCCACCCCGGCGUUCUUCCGCGCGCUGCCGGACCUCCCCGCCCUGCGCGGCGCGACCCGCCUCUCUGUCGAGGCGCGCCGCGGGUCUCUGGUCGUCGCAGGAGCAGGCGCUACGUCGGCCGUGCGGAUGCAUUUCGUGGACGUGGCGGGGCCCGGGUCGCUCGCGCCCGAGUGGCUCGACGCGCUCCUGGACGUGCUUCCCGCGGGGGCAUGCUGCCGCGAGCUGUGGUGGACCGACUGGCACCGCCCGGGCGCCGCGCCGUGGACGUACGGCCUGCACCGCACGCUGGAGCGCAUGUGGGCCGUCUCGGCGCUCGUACUCUGCGAGCCGCCGAUGAGAUGCAAACGCCAGGGCGCGCUCUUUGACGGGCUCUUCGGUGUCGACGGGGGCGCUUCUGGGUGCGCCAUGCUGCCCGCGCUGCGCACUCUGCACCUCGUCACGCAUAGGUUUGCGAUACCCGCGCGCACUAACGAGUACGCCAAGACACGCGCAUGCCGAGGCCGCCCGCUGACGCGCGUAGUCGUGCAGGUGGCCGUGGAUGAGCUCGACAGCGACGAUGUGCCAGAUGAGGAUUUGCGUGCGGGGCCGCUGGGGUUGCUCGACGCAUCCCUGGACGAGCUACAAGAGACGGUGGGCGCGGUGGAACUAAGAGUGGACCACUGUACGCCCUCGAUGCCACUGCCCCUUGUGUGCCAUGAUCCCUUCGUGUACUGGGAGAGCGCGGGGAUGCCGCGGCCUUGGUUUCAACUAGCCCGGGAAUUCUUUGACUGA